Messenger RNA from Polypterus senegalus (gray bichir), 1863 nucleotides. It is a transcript of the gene cdin1, whose product is annotated as CDAN1 interacting nuclease 1. The transcript is spliced from 11 exons. NCBI's taxonomy places the organism in Eukaryota, Metazoa, Chordata, Cladistia, Polypteriformes, Polypteridae. The record is from RefSeq and is a predicted model, not a curated record. Gene Ontology annotation, biological process: erythrocyte differentiation. Gene Ontology annotation, cellular component: cytoplasm; nucleus. Bases 537 to 1394 code for a protein of 285 amino acids.
GAAUGUUGUUAUUGUUGUCAUGGGGUGCUUCAACUUGACCGCGGGAAGAUGCAACGCGGCUCUAUUAAUGCUAUCAUUCUUAGCGUGCUUUCAGUCUAGACUUAUGAGUCUAGUGACAUUACGCAGUUUACGUGCGAUUAACUGCUAUUUUAAAUUCUAAACAUCGCGUUUCAUUUACUGUGCCUCUCGAUGACGCAAAGGCGAACAAAAAACUUGCAUGUGCUGGACUGCAGCCUGUGAACAGGCCCAUGUAAACAGGAAGGGGUGAAGCCGCUGAGUGGGAGGGAGAAAAUCCAAAAGAAACAGCGCAUUUGCAGCUUCUUUUGUGGAAUAAAGUCAAUCAGCAACUAGACUAAUGUGCCUUUGACAGUUUUUCUCUCCAUAACCAUAUGUAAUCGAAGAGGAAAUACGUUAGUGUUAACCGUGCUUGAAAAAUCCAAGCUGAACAAGUAUUACACUCGUAGUUUCACUACCACGCUUAGCCUACACUUGGUUUAUAAUAUUUAUUUUCCGGUUUCAGAUAUUAGAAAACCGAAAUGAAAUUGCGUCGGGUAGAUUAUAAAGAAAUAGCCAAAUUUAUAGAGCACCUCAGACCAACAAGACAGUGCAUGAAGAUUUUAAAGGAAAAGUUUCCCAGUCAAUCGCAGUCCACUCUGUUGAGCAUCUUCUCCCUGGAGUACCAGAAACGUAUUAAAAGGAACCAUGCAAAACAUCACUCUGCUGAAGCUAUUGAAUACUACUAUCAAAGGUAUCUGAAUGAGAUGAAGCUCAAUCAGGCUGCUCCUGUCCUUUUGGAGUUAGCCAAUGAGGUGGACCUUGCCCCAUCACUUAUGGCUCGCAUCAUCUUAGAGAGGCAUUAUCAAGAGCUGAAUGGUAUACCAUCACCUAAAUCUGUCCUAAACAGUAUGCUACGAGAUCCUACUUUAAUCGCUGACAGACAUCUUUCUGACCAGGUGUAUCAGUGCACAGUGAAUGACUGCUGUUACGGGCCAUUGGUAGACUGCAUCAAACACGCCAUUGGACAGGAACAUGAAAUUCUGCUGCGAGAUAUGCUUAAAGAAAGAAAUCUGUCCUUUUUAGAUGAAAACCAGCUGCGUGUUAAAGGUUAUGACAAAACACCUGAUAUCAUACUGGAGGUCCCAAUUGUUGUGGAAGGACAUGUAAUUCACUGGAUUGAAAGCAAGGCUUCCUUUGGAGAUGAGUACAGUCAUCGAUCUUAUCUUCAAGACCAAUUUUGGAGUUAUUGGAAUAGGUUUGGGCCUGGACUAGUUAUCUACUGGUAUGGAUUUAUUGAAGAGCUUGAUUGUCAUCGUGAACGUGGCAUUCUGCUGAAGGACUGCUUCCCUUCAGACAUCGUAACGUUAUGCCAUAGUGCAGCCCCGAGUCAACUCUGAAAGAAAAGGGAGGAUGAAUCCGGAAGCAAUGUUGCUUUCCUGCAGUGCAAACUACUGGCAAGCAUCUGCCCUGAACUCCAGAUGAACUCCUGCUGUCUGGACUUCUGCUAAUAGCCGCGCUCGGAGUUUCUGCUUAACCUCAGUGCCAUGCUUGUGUAAAUGGCCAAAAACCGACAGACACGUCCCAUUCGUUAUCGCCAAUUCUGUCUCUGUCUAGUGGAGUAAAAGAUAGUAGUAAGCAUUUUUACUUCCCUCAUGCCAGACGAAUUGUAAGAUUGAUCUUUAAAGUACAAUGGAUUAUUAUUUUUGUAGCCCUUUGCUGUUGUAAGCAAUAAUGGCGUCUCAUUGUUUCUUGUAAGCAAAGCAUUUUAUACUUCAACUGUACUAUCAACCUUUUUUGCUUUUUUGUCCUGUUCGAGGUAUAAAGUGCUGUUGUUGUUAUCAUCACGGAGAUAAUACUCACAAAUAA